Messenger RNA from Chironomus riparius, 1211 nucleotides. Lineage: Eukaryota; Metazoa; Arthropoda; Insecta; Diptera; Chironomidae. The record is from the annotation of a GenBank genome assembly.
UAAAUCUGCAAACUCUCUUUUUUCUCACUCUUUUGUCUCUUUCUGCAUCGAUCGAAUUAAGAAUUGUUAAAAAUGUUAAUCGAUUUUAAAAAAUUAAAUAUCAGCCUCAAUCAUUCAGAUCCAAAACUAUUCCUCACAUGUCAGUGGCAACGAGACAAAAAAAUUCCAAGCAGGAACUACUUAAUUUAUCGAUGGAUAUUUGCGAUUUACUUCAAUUUUGUGGUAAUUUUGUCACUAAUUACAGCCGAGAAGGAUAAAAAUUUAAUUUUAUAUCCAAUAUUUUUAACAAAUUGGAAUGUGAUACUUAAUGGCGUGUCAUCACUUCUCUUAGCGAUCGUUGCUACUCAAUACUUCUUCAAGGUCAUUAAAUUUGACAAUGACCUAAAUUACAUGACAACAACUCUUAAAGCUGCAUGGCUGCUCUCAACGUUAUCAACUGUUAUUGCCGUUUCGCUUUCUUUAAUUUAUUGGCCAUUGAUCUACACUGGGAAAGACAAAGGAUUGAAUGAUGCGCUGACGCAUGCUGUAAAUGCAAUUUCACUAUUUAUUGAUCUGUUCAUCAAUGCACAUCCACCAAGAUACUGUCAUUUUAUUCAAAACUUACUUUUUGGACUGAUUUACGCGAUAUUCAGCAUGAUUUAUACAUUCUGUGGCGGAAUCAACAGAAGUGAAGAACCUUUCAUUUAUUCAGUGCUUAAUUGGAAAUAUGAAACAUCCAGUGCAAUGCUAUUUGCCUUCUUGACACUAAUAUUUUUAAUAUUCAUCCAUUGUGUGCUUACGGCAUGCAUUCAUUUAAGGAUAUGGAUCCAUAAAAAACUAUGUGAACAUCCAAAAAGAACCAAUAAUAAUGAUUAUGGCAUUAAUAAUGUAGCAUAUCAAGUAUGAGGGUGAUCUUUUGUUAAGAUAAGGGAGGUCGAUAUCGUUCAUUAAUGACGAAAAAACGUUAAAUUUAAUGAUGACUUGAAGAAGACUGGAACUUUAAAUUAGAAAAAAUUACUCAGAACUACUGACGAUAAGGGUUUCUUUAUCGUAGAUUGGAUCAAAUGACAUCUUUGAUGGACAUCAUUAAUAGAUGAGCCCCAUCAAGAGAAUAUUGGAACUGAUCAAAGCAAUUUAGUAUUAUAUACACAUGAAUUUUAGCUGAUGUUAUCUUGUAAAUUGUAAGCUAUGGAAUAAAUUAAAUAAUCGACUGUAAUUUUGAAGCUUGUCCC